CACGUGCGCCGUUUACCAGAAGUGGACGCCCAAAGCUUUACUUUCGGACAGGCUAAUCUCUCACAUUAACCAUAACAUUGAGAUAUACGGUCUAUAUUACAUUUGUUAAGACAAAUAAUUGAUGAAUUGUUGAUGGUGUGUCACACUGACAUAUGGAAGUCGCGGGGGAGCUAUGUUGCCUUUUAUAACAACGGACCAUAACUCAGUUUAAUCCGAUUUUAGGUUCCUUACUCUUUCACAUUUUCAUCUAUCGGAUAUUUAAGAUGCCGGGACUUGAUGCAUCCAACGGCGCAACCGAAGUAGUAGGUGACAUUGGGACACUUUCCUUAGAGCUGUUCACGGACACAUGUCAGCACAUUUUGAGUUAUCUUCAAGGUCUCACCAGGGGGGUGGAUUCAUCUCAAAUAUCGAACACAUUUCAGAGAAAUGGAGUGAAUCUCGAUGAAAAUGCUUUGCAGAGCAUUAUCAGAUUUCUCAUGCUGACGUUCAGGUCAGCGGGGAAGAGCAACCUCUCUGCAGGAGACCUGGUGUCCAAGCUGGAAGAGGGCUGUACCCAGUGGCCCAAAGCCUCCCUGCAGGUUGUGCACAAGCUGUGGACCGAGCAAGGUCCUCUGGUCCAUAGCCAGCAGAAGGUCCAGGCCUUGCUUAGCAUUGGACAGUUGGUGGACAUGCAGUGGAAACUCGGCAUGGCAGUGAGCUCAGAUACAUGUCGGUCUCUGAACUCUCCCUUUGUGUCUGUGCUGCUGAAGAUCGUCGAGCCUUCUGGACAGAUUAGUCAGAAGUCUUUUGAAAUGACCAUUCCACAGUUUCAGAACUUUCACAAGCAGUUCAAGGAGAUGGCAGCGGUUCUGGAGACGGUGUAGGAAUCUGAUCAGAUGGCAUUGAUUUAUUUUUCAGUGCAACACUGGGAAAUAGCUUGAAAGGAUUAAAUCAAGAUGGCUAUAUCAGACUACCGAGGUGGCUUGUAAAUGUCCAAGUUCACUGGUUGGUAACGGUUUAUAUAAAUGAAGUAACUUUGUUAGUUGGAGAGAGUAUUAUAAAAGAACAUGCAGGUCUUUCAGCUCAUUUACAUUAGCUUUGCGUGUGGAGAUUGCGGAUGUUAGAAGCAUACUUUGUGACUCUUGACACGACAUAGUCCAAUGGUCUGUUGUGGUAAAAUAUGUUAAAAUGUUUUUAUGCUGUGCAAGAAGACAUGAGUUAUCAAUUCUAUCAACAACGUGCCAACAAUCUUAUUUGUAGUAGAAAAUUGCAACAUACUAAUUGUGGCAAACCAUGGAUGGUUAUUGUAAAGGCAAGAAUUGUUUUACAUUUUUAAUGAGUUGAAACUUUACUGCAACCCCAGACGUCCAAUGAUCAAUAUUCUCACGCAAACAUUUUCACACUCUUUUAUGUUUAGAGCUGGCAUUAUGGUUCGUUGCUGACGAUACAUGUAGCACUGCCGCUAUUUCUGGAAUUGGCAUCCAGUUGGCAACAGGGGAUCCCCUACCGCGGUGCUCAAUAAAUAUGCCCAUGUGUGGUGGGGUGUGUGUUUUUUUUAUAAACAACAAUGAAUAAAAGCUCAAUUGCAAUCUG
This is a messenger RNA of Gadus macrocephalus (Pacific cod), 1572 nucleotides long. It is a transcript of the gene commd6, whose product is annotated as COMM domain containing 6. NCBI's taxonomy places the organism in Eukaryota, Metazoa, Chordata, Actinopteri, Gadiformes, Gadidae. The record is from RefSeq and is a predicted model, not a curated record. Gene Ontology annotation, molecular function: NF-kappaB binding. The transcript is spliced from 7 exons. The coding region runs from base 264 to 863 and encodes 199 amino acids.